Molecule: messenger RNA, 2258 nt
Organism: Myxocyprinus asiaticus (Chinese sucker)
Lineage: Eukaryota; Metazoa; Chordata; Actinopteri; Cypriniformes; Catostomidae
Product: paired mesoderm homeobox protein 1-like
Exons: 5
Coding region: 585-1307 (240 amino acids)
Biological process (GO): regulation of DNA-templated transcription
Molecular function (GO): DNA binding; DNA-binding transcription factor activity, RNA polymerase II-specific
Source: RefSeq, a predicted model, not a curated record
CCUUUCAGCUCCAUCUUCUCUCCCAGGGGUCUCAAUUUUUCAUUUACAACCCAGUCCACUGCAUGCCAGUGAGCGCGCCGUUUGAAGUGCUAGAACGUGUGUUCCCAUGUGUGUGUGCGAGAGAGCAGAGGAGAAAGCCAACAGCGUCGGAAAGGCGGUGGAGUGUCCUGCCUCCUCUCGCCUUCAGCUAGCUUUACGCACAUGCAUCUGAAAGGCAUCAGCAUUUCUCGAUCCAUGCUCAGUCAACAACUCCGUAGGGCACGAGGAGCUUUUCGUAUUGAACCACAGUGCUGAACCAACCGUUUGCAGAAGAGAUUCUAUGGCUAUGAGUGAGCGGAUUCAACAGACUUCAUGGUCUUCACAAUCCUAUUAAGUUCCACAAAGUUGUAGACACUUUUACUGUCCCACCUGGAUCUAUGGGAACAGCUUUCAUUGUGUGCACAGGCAACGAAGACAUUUCUCAUCGGUUUUUUGAGGCGCUGUUUUAUAUGAUUUUUGUCUUCAAAUAUAUGCAGGGAGGACCAAUUUGGCUAACCUAAUACUGUUGCCCCGUUUUUUCCCCCCUCGUGUAUCGUAUUUGCGUCAUGACUUCUAGCUAUGCUCAUGUAAUGGACAGACAAGCAACCAUAUCCAGCAGACUGGAGAGUCCCAUUACAGUCAACCUGGAAAACCUGCAGGCCAAAAAGAACUUCUCGGUGAGCCACCUGUUGGAUCUAGAGGAGGCAAGGGAAAUGGUCGGUUCUCAGACGGACGAGAGAGUAGGGGAACCGGGCAGGACUAUGCUGGAAUCCCCGGGGUUAACCAGCGGCAGUGACACAACGCAGCAGGAAAAUGAGCAGCUAAACUCAGAAGAGAAGAAGAAGAGGAAACAGCGGAGGAAUAGAACCACAUUCAACAGCAGCCAGCUGCAGGCUCUGGAGCGAGUAUUUGAGCGGACACACUACCCAGAUGCCUUUGUUAGAGAGGACCUGGCACGCAGGGUCAAUCUCACUGAAGCUAGAGUUCAGGUGUGGUUUCAAAACAGACGGGCAAAGUUUCGUCGUAAUGAGCGGGCAAUGCUGGCCAGUAAGAACGCUUCACUCCUCAAAUCCUACUCAGGAGAUGUAACGGCUGUGGAGCAGCCUAUUGUCCCCCGUCCCGCACCCCGUCCAAAUGACUACCUUUCCUGGGGGAAUGCUGCUCCUUACAGCUGGUACCCAAGGCCGGAGGGAGGGCCCAUGCGAGUGCCACAGAAAAUGCUGCCCACAGAAACACCAUGGCAACCUACCCACCCACUUGUGCCAACACCACUUCCACACAGGGAAUGAAUAUGGCCAACAGCAUUGCUAACCUGAGACUGAAAGCUAAAGAGUACAGCCUCAACCAGGUGCCCACUGUCAACUAAGCCUGAAAAGAGGAACGAGAAGAGGGGACAACAGAGGAGCACAAGAUGAAGAGAAGAGAAGAUCUCAGAGGAGCUGGAUGAGUUUGCCCGUAGUAGAGUUUUUUUUUUUUGCCUACCGCAGCGUACAGUGGAUAUAAAUUUUCGCCCCCUCCUACAACAAUGGAAUUGCAUUGUUGUUCCUAUCAUUUGGCUUUUUCCUUCAUCACCGAUGAAGGGACGUUUCUGAGAAACUAAAUCUAAUUUGGUACUGACCUGGAGACUGUAAAGACAGCGAACAGUCCGCUCCUCUGAGAACAAGUCAAUGAGCAUAGCUCCACUAAAUCAGUAAGAAGUGGCAGACAGAGUGUCUGGAUGCUGUAAGCUCUCCUUUCUUUGUUCUUUUAUGGCUUAAUUUUGGGUUAACUGGACGAGACGUAAAAAAAACUUUCAUGGCAAACAAUGGAGGACUGUUGUUCACCACUGAACAGUUUAAAUUACACCAGGACUAGAUGUGUCUGUUUGAUGCAGGGUUUUGGCAAAAGAAUCACCAAAACUAAUUUUCCACAACAGCCAGUGGUAAAAAAGACACAUUUGUGGACUUUUAAUCUGUGGCAACUGUCUAGACAUUGAAUGUCACAUGUUUACAACUAUCAAUGCAAAUAGUAGGCUUUGGGCUGGAUUGUAAGAUCUUAAUGUCAGUUCUAGACUAUUACACCACUGUUUAGGCUAAAUGCUUUUCCCCAUGGUGACAUAUGUAUCUGCUCACAAUACACUAACAAAAUUGCAUUUCAGUUUUUUCCAGAGGUGAUGAGUUGUGUUUUUCUUUCGAUCAUAUUUUUCCUUCUUAUAUUUGGAAAGCAUAUGGUAAUAAAAAACAUUUUGAAGCAAUAAAUAA